AUGCCUCCUGCCAAGCUGGCCACCCUCCUGCGCCAGCUGGACUCCCUCUCGCGCCUGUCGGCCACCUCCUUACCUUCCAAGUACAUGCCUCAUGCCGGCUUCUCCUGGGCGCCUUUCGGCUGCGCCCGGGCCCUGCGCACCUGCACCCCAACCCGGGCGAGCUUCUCCCGCAGCCCGGAUGCCCGCCCCGCCCCCCCCUGCCUCCCCCAUGGCCCGCUCCUGGACCGGGGCCCCUGGCGGCACGCCCGCCGGAUGAGCGUGGAGGUGGCCGCUGCCCGCCACUCGGGCGGGCCCCAGGGUGUAAACCCGGGCGCCCUUGUCCAGUUCCGUCGCGGCGAGGAGUUCCACCUGGGGCGCGUGGUGCGCCCCAACUCCCGCGGCUGGCAGGUGCAGGACGCGUCGGGGGCGCUGUACGGCAUCCGCGCCCAGGACAUCGCGUACCGCCUGCCCGGCGAGGACGCUGACCUGGCGGUGCUGACCGCGGAGGUGGAGGGCAUGCUGGACCCGGCCCUGCUGGCUCUGGGGUGGGAGGUGUCGGAGGCCUCCGCGCUGUACAGCCCCCCGCCUGGGGCCUGGGCGGCGGGGCCGCACGCCGAGCGCAUGGCUACGCUGGCCGCCUACGCGCUGGGCCGCGCCACGGUGCGCGAACACGCGCGUGCGGUCAACCUGCUGCACGACCUGCAUGCCUCGCCCACCGCGCACGCAGCGGGCGCGCUGCUGCAGGAGGUCGGCGCGCUGCCCGCCGACGUCGACCUGGCGCUGCUGGCGGCUGGCACCACCGAGGUGGACGACGGCCUGGCGGUGGAGGCCACGCCUGACGGCCGCCUGCGGGUGUGGGUGCACGUCGCCGACCCCGCGCGCUGGGUGCAGCCCGGGUCGGAGCUGGCACGGGAGGCCGCGCGCCGGGCCAAGUCGGUCUACCUGCCCAACGCGCUGGUGCCCAUGUUCCCCCUGGCCCUGGCAGAGGGGCCAUUCAGUCUGACCCAGGACGUCGCGGGGCCCGCGCUGAGCUUCGGCUUUGUCCUCAAUGAAGACGGGUCGCUGGACGCAGACUCCAUAGAGGCCUGCCCCUCGAUCGUGUGCCCAUCCCGGCGGCUGAGCUACGACGACGUGGACAGCAUGCUGCUGGAAUGCACGCCGGAGCAGGAGCCAGACAUGUUCCGGCUGCAUGCGGCGUCACUCGCGCGCGUGGCAUGGCGCACAAGCCAGGGCGCCAUCCAGUUCUCCAUGCCGGAGGCCUCCAUCGGCCUGGCCAGCGGCCCCGACGGGCGGCAGCGUGUGACCAUCCAGGACCUGCAGUCACGGGAGUCGGCCUCGCGCCUGCUGGUGGCGGAGAUGAUGAUCGCGGCGGGGGAGGCCGCCGCACUCCUAGGCCCGCGACUGGGCGUGGCGCUGCCGUACCGCGGCCAGCCCGCCCCCGUCCUGCCCAGCGAGGAAGAGCUCGGGGCGCUGCCGGCGGGUCUGGCGCGUGACGCGCUGCUCCGCUCGCGCAUGAUGCGCAGCGCCAUGGGCGUGGAGCGGCCGCUGCCCCACGCGGGCCUUGGCCUGCCCGGCUACGUCCAGGCCCUGGCCAUGGAGGUGGACACCACCACCAGCAUCACGCAGGCGGCGCUGAAGAUCGAGCGGGAGGUGGAGUCUCGGUGGGUGGCCCGCUACUUUGAGGAGCGGCUGGCAGAGGACCCGGGCAGCACCUGGUCUGGCACCAUGCUCUCCUGGCUGCGCCAGGAGCUGGGCCUGGCCAAGGUCGCGCUGGACUACCUGGGCCUGGAGAUGGUGGUGCGGGUCAGCCGCCCCGUCACGCCCGGCACGCGCUUUGCGCUACGCUGCACCAACGUGGACCGCGACACCGGGGUGGUGCAGCUGGAGGCAGGGGCCAACGUGCGAUGA
Messenger RNA from Auxenochlorella protothecoides, 1887 nucleotides. RefSeq names its product putative ribonuclease. NCBI's taxonomy places the organism in Eukaryota, Viridiplantae, Chlorophyta, Trebouxiophyceae, Chlorellales, Chlorellaceae. The record is from RefSeq and is a predicted model, not a curated record. The transcript is spliced from 8 exons. Gene Ontology annotation, molecular function: 3'-5'-RNA exonuclease activity; RNA binding. Gene Ontology annotation, cellular component: P-body; exosome (RNase complex). The coding region runs from base 1 to 1887 and encodes 628 amino acids. Gene Ontology annotation, biological process: mRNA catabolic process.